UCUGAUGCAGCCAGCAGCCGGCCUCAAACUCGCCGUCUCUUCAAUUCCGUGCCAGGACUGGAGCCCGCCGUCGCCGCUGCUUCCGACAUUCCCUUUGCCUUCCCUUACCGUACUUUGAUCAAGUGUCAUUAGUUCCAUUCAGGCCCGACUCUAAUACUGCCGGUCGCCCACUUGUCGACCCCAAGGCUCAACUCCAACGCACCCCGACCGUCUGUCCUUGACCUGUCUGCUGAGCCGAGGCACGCACACAUGGAUCACAACAUGACGCCUGACGACAACCCAGGGGGCCAGCAGGAGCAACAGUUCCAGCCUCCCCCGAAGCAACAGACGAGAUCACCAGAUGCCGCUUCGCAAGAUUCGGGCGCGUCCAAGCCCGCUGCGCCCACGCCCAACAAUGCGCAAUCCAAUGCUGCUGGCAGCAUGAGUUUCCGGAGGCAGCGAGCCUCAAGAGCGUGCGAGACAUGUCACGCUCGCAAGGUUCGAUGCGAUGCCGCGAGCCUCGGUGUGCCGUGCACAAACUGCGUCGCCUUCCAAAUUGAAUGUCGCAUCCCUACCCCAAAGCGCAAGAAGACACAGAAUGGAAGCGUCCAGGCGGGGAGAGACUCGGACAGCGACCGAGGGGACGACCGCGAAGAUCGACCGCAGUAUGCCGAGUCGACAGCCGCCGCUGGGUUUCCUUCGCAGGGCCCCGUGGGCUCUCACACCAACCAAGGCACGCCCCUAGCCACGCAGACCGAGGCCCAGGCCAAGAAGGACGAGGUCGACAGCAACACCUACCUCAACCUAGUCAUGAAACCGAAAUUCACACGAGCACCGAUUACAGAGGCCGGCAGAGUUGCCUUCUUGGGGGAGUCGUCAAACUUGACACUGCUGGUUCACGAUCGUCAAGGCGCGGCCGAUGUUGUGCACUACCCCCUGCCUGAAAACGUGAGAGGCUCAAGGGCACGGCUGACGGAGCUGGACAAUGUCGAGAUCGAGAUCCUUCACCAACGAGGGGCCUUUCUGCUGCCGCCUCGCGAGCUUUGCGACGAACUCAUCGAGGCCUACUUCAAAUGGGUCCACCCUAUUGUGCCUGUCAUCAACCGGACACGCUUCAUGAGGCGGUACCGCGAUCCCAAAAAUCCGCCAUCACUCUUGUUGCUACAAGCUGUGCUUCUUGCCGGCUCCCGUGUCUGCAACAAUGCCCAGCUCAUGGACACGAAUGGGUCCACGAACCCGGCAGCCCUCACCUUCUACAAGCGCGCCAAAGCCCUGUUCGACGCCAACUACGAAGAUGACCGCGUCACGAUUGUCCAGGCAGUACUGCUCAUGGGGUGGUAUUGGGAAGGUCCAGAGGACGUCACUAAGAAUGUCUUCUACUGGAGCCGUGUGGCGACGAUUGUUGCGCAAGGGUCUGGCAUGCAUCGAUCAGUCGAGCAGUCACAACUCAGCCGGUCGGACAAGCGCCUCUGGAAGAGGAUAUGGUGGACGCUGUUCACGCGAGAUCGGUCCGUGGCCGUUGCGCUUGGUCGACCUGUCGGCAUCAACCUCGAUGAUUCGGACGUGGAGAUGUUGACGGAGGAGGACUUUAUCGAAGACGAUGCCGAAGGAGGCGGGGAAUAUCCUCCCGACCCGGUCCACGUCCAAUUCUUCCUGCAAUACGUCAAGCUGUGCGAGAUCAUGGGGCUCGUCCUUUCGCAGCAGUACUCUGUGGCCUCCAAGGGACGGCAGCGGAACGCCAUCGACCUCACCCACAGCGACAUGGCCCUGGCCGACUGGCUCCAGAACUGCCCAAAGAUUGUGUACUGGGAAGUACCACGUCACCACUUCUGGUCGGCCCUCUUGCAUUCGAAUUACUAUACCACACUGUGUCUGCUGCACAGGGCACACAUGCCACCGAAUGGGGCAAAGAACCUUGCCGAAGAGUCACCCUACCCUUCGCGGAACAUUGCCUUCCAGGCUGCCGGUAUGAUCACAUCCAUCAUAGAGAACCUGAGUGUCCAUGGCGAGCUGCGCUAUUGUCCGGCUUUCAUUGUGUACAGCUUGUUCUCGGCUCUUAUCAUGCAUGUCUACCAGAUGAGGUCACCGGUACCGUCGAUUCAGCACGUCACGCAGGACCGCUUACGGACGUGUCUUGCAGCUAUGAAGGAGGUUUCCAAGGUGUGGCUCGUCGCAAAGAUGGUGUACACCUUGUUCGAGGCCAUUCUCGGGAACAAGGGCCUGGAGGAGAGGCUACAGAAGGCCGGCGUGAAACGCCAUCGGAAGAUGCAGAGUCUCUCAGAUCCCCGAACCUACGACGGGGGCAAACGCAAGUACGACGACAUGGCCAUCGACUUUACGCCGAAUGCGCCCACUCCUCAAGAAUCAUACGAACGAUCGCGACCGCAGACGCCGAGCCAGAGGGCCGAGGGCUUCACGCCCGCCCAGCCGUCCAUGAUGACCUCGCCUCCACGAGGAGCACCUUCAGAUACAUGGAUGGGGGGCACUGGUUCCAGGUCGCAAACAAGACCUGGAACUCCAUUCAAUCCCUCCUUCUCCGUGCCGACUACGCCUCCCGAUUUGUACCUCGUGACGAGGAACUCGCCAAAUUUGUCGCAGUCUCUGCUGGAGAAUUUCCAGCCCGACCAGCUGUUCCCCGACAGCUCGGCCAUGCCCGCAUUCCCCGCCAUGUCGCCCACACAGACCCACCAAAGCAUAGAUCAAAGCCUCAUGAAUCCGAUGCCGACGCCGACCAUGGCAUCCGCCCAGCCGCAGUCGACACAGCAGCAGGGUCAGCAGCAAGGGUCUCAGCAGGGCCAGGGAGGUAACUUCCAGCAGAGAAACCAGGGCGGCAGCAACAGCAACAGCAAUAGCAACAAUAACAACAACAACAACGGCAUGUUGAAUCCGAACCAGUUCACAUUUGGCAGCGGGCAGUCGCACAUGUGGCAGCCCAACUUUGACGGCAUGCUCCAGGAUGAGCAGAGUCCGGGUAGCUGGAGCACAGGGUCGGCCCCUGGGCAGCCGGCGCCAACGACGCUCAACGUCGAGGACUGGUUUCAAUUCUUCGGGAUCAAUGGGGACGCGAGCAACAUCAACUUUGAUGUGCCCCUGACUUGAGGGCUGUCGGGGGUGCAAGUUUCGC
Messenger RNA from Emericellopsis atlantica, 3103 nucleotides. RefSeq names its product fungal-specific transcription factor domain-containing protein. The record is from RefSeq and is a predicted model, not a curated record. Bases 250 to 3078 code for a protein of 942 amino acids. Gene Ontology annotation, biological process: regulation of DNA-templated transcription; DNA-templated transcription. Gene Ontology annotation, molecular function: DNA-binding transcription factor activity, RNA polymerase II-specific; zinc ion binding; DNA binding. Lineage: Eukaryota; Fungi; Ascomycota; Sordariomycetes; Hypocreales; Bionectriaceae. The transcript has 6 exons.